This is a messenger RNA of Penicillium diatomitis, 309 nucleotides long. RefSeq lists its product as uncharacterized. Gene Ontology annotation, molecular function: zinc ion binding. Lineage: Eukaryota; Fungi; Ascomycota; Eurotiomycetes; Eurotiales; Aspergillaceae. Bases 1 to 309 code for a protein of 102 amino acids. Gene Ontology annotation, biological process: protein import into mitochondrial intermembrane space. The transcript is spliced from 5 exons. Gene Ontology annotation, cellular component: mitochondrial intermembrane space. The record is from RefSeq and is a predicted model, not a curated record.
AUGAACGAAAAGGGGAACGGACAGGAGCAAGAAUCGCAUACGCUCAAGAAGUCACAAGAGAUGAUCUUCGCGUGCAAGAAAUGCAAGAAGUGUUUCCGCAAGGAUGCGUCUGAAUUUGAGGAAAGCGACGAGUACUGCCCUCAUUGUGAUAAUCACUUCGUUCUCGAAGCCAAAACUCCCCAAGCGGCACUGCAGGUCGAAGGCGCAGAUGUGCGGAUGGAUAAUCGCAUGCUUAAGGAUGAACGAGUGCGCGGCGAUGAAGAAAAAUCCCUAUUCAACAUCCGAGACACAACCCACCGAAUGGGCUAA